AUGACAAAGGCAGAAAAGGCAGCCCUCAUUUUUGGAUUAGGAUAUACUGCUCUAUUGGCUGUAUAUUCAAUUGUGAAACCAAGAAUAACUCAACGAUCUAAAAGUGAAAGUUUGAUUGAAAGAAGGAAUGAAAUAUUAAAUAAGGAUAAUAUGAGAGUGCUCUAUAGUAUAAUUCCAGCAAAUGAACAUCCAUCAUUUUAUGAUUAACUGUAUACUUAGUAAAAUGGAUUGAAAGAAGUCACUAAAAUUGGAAAGGUGAAAAUACCAGAGAACUAAUAUAAUUAUUUUUGUUGA
Messenger RNA from Paramecium tetraurelia, 294 nucleotides. RefSeq lists its product as uncharacterized. The transcript has a single exon. The record is from RefSeq and is a predicted model, not a curated record. Lineage: Eukaryota; Ciliophora; Oligohymenophorea; Peniculida; Parameciidae.